AACCGUAUUCACCAAUUAAUCAUGAUAGUACCACGCGAAGAUCAAGCAAAGUUAGUCAAGAGAAUAAUAUACGUGAAUAGUAAUAACAACUGGCAGCGUCGUCGAUGGUUGUUGUGGAUAUUAAUCGCUAUUCCAAUUAUCUUCGCUCUUUUGUACUUCAUCUUAAGAUCAACUCUUUUUAGAAAGAAAGGAAAAGUGGUAACUACUCAGAUGCCAAUGCCAGGACCUCCUCCACAACAAUAUUACAACCAGGGAUAUCAUCCAGGUCCUCCUCCUCCUGGCCAAGGAUACAACAUGAAUGACUUGCCACCUCAACCAACCCCUGCUUAUGUUCCCCCUUCAUAUGAACAAACUUCAUAUGGACAACAACAAGAUACAUUUGGACAGCAACAAGGUACCUAUGGUGGCUAUCAUAAUGACGAAUUCAAUCCUCCUAGCGGUCCUCCUCCAAAGAAUUAAACGUGAUUCACUUGAGAUGAUAUGUAUUUCAGUUGCCAUUUUGUUUAGCCUGUACCAACAACAAGUUGUCAAAUAUUUAUAUGUAUAGAUUGCUGUUUAGUUCAAUUUUAAAGAAGGAUCUUUUCUAGUAUUAUUAUAUGUAGUAUGUAAAUAUACAAUUAAUUUUUGUAUUU
Molecule: messenger RNA, 632 nt
Organism: Spathaspora passalidarum NRRL Y-27907
Lineage: Eukaryota; Fungi; Ascomycota; Pichiomycetes; Serinales; Debaryomycetaceae
Exons: 1
Coding region: 22-459 (145 amino acids)
Source: RefSeq, a predicted model, not a curated record